This is a messenger RNA of Cannabis sativa, 2943 nucleotides long. RefSeq names its product protein TIC 100. The record is from RefSeq and is a predicted model, not a curated record. Gene Ontology annotation, cellular component: cytosol. Lineage: Eukaryota; Viridiplantae; Streptophyta; Magnoliopsida; Rosales; Cannabaceae. The transcript has 11 exons. Bases 96 to 2732 code for a protein of 878 amino acids.
CCUCCCAAUAGAAAGAAAAGAAAAAAACCUCGUUUUGUUCAUUCCUUUAGCUUUAGCUCUAAUCUUAUCUUCUUCAGAGCUAAACCCACUCAACAAUGCCGACCGAAGACUCGCCGGAAAAUCCAGAAACCGACUCGAAACCUACCGAGGAAUACCAAGACAACAAGGAAGCUGUAGAAGAUGAAGACUUGUUGCUAUCCUCCGAUGACGACGACUCUGACUCGGACGAUUCUUCCUCCGAGUCAGGACAACCAAAACAAGGAGCUGCUGGUGGAGGUGAAGACGAAGCGGAUGAGAAGCCAGAAGACCUUAUUGAGUAUGUCAGGCGAGGUGAAGAUAUUACUAACUUGGAUAAUUCGCCUGAGACGAAUGUGAAGCUGUUUAAAGAUGUGUUGGAUAGUAGGAGAUUGAGGAGGAAGAGAGCUGAGGAGGAUCGACAGUACGAGUAUUAUGAAGACUUGUUUGAUUUUCCUGAGGAUCCGGAGAAUUGGAAGGAGGAAGAUGUUAGGGAGUAUUGGGGUGAUGCUCCGUUGGAGAUGACUAAGCCUGGUUGGGACCCUGAUUGGGCUGAUGAAGAGGAUUGGGAGAUUGUUAGACAGGAGAUUGCUGCUGGGAGAGACCCUCCGAUUGCUCCUUUUUAUGUUCCUUAUAGAAAGCCUUAUCCUGUUAUACCUGAUAAUCAUUAUGAUAUUAAGAAUCCUAAAGCUGUGAUUGAAGAGUUGGAUAGGAUUGAGGAGUUUCUCACUUGGGUUAGCUACAUUUUCCCUGAUGGAAGCUCGUAUGAGGGCACUGUUUGGGAUGAUUUGGCUCAUGGCAAAGGUGUUUAUCUUGCUGAACAGGGAUUGGUCAGAUAUGAAGGUGAAUGGCUUCAAAAUAACAUGGAGGGUCAUGGCGUUGUGGAAGUUGAUAUCCCUGACAUAGAACCUAUGCCAGGUUCCAAGCUUGAAGCACAAAUGCGUGCUGAAGGGAAAAUAAUAGCAAGAGAUUAUAUGUCCCAAGAAGAUAGAGAAUGGUUGGAGAUGGAUAUAGAAGACAGUGUUGCUUUGGCGGGAGAUAGCUACGAGAUACCUUUCUAUGAGAGGGACGAGUGGAUCAAUGUAUUUGGGCAGAAGCCGGAGAAAGGUAGGUAUCGAUAUGCUGGUCAGUGGAAACACAGCAGAAUGCAUGGAUGUGGUGUAUAUGAAAUCAAUGAGCGCACUGUCUUUGGUAGGUUCUACUUUGGGCAACUACUGGAGGAUGAUUAUGGCUGUGAUGCAGAUAUAUCAGCGAUGCAUGCUGGUAUAGCAGAAGUAGCUGCUGCUAAGGCUCGGAUGUUUGUAAACAAGCCUGAUGGAAUGGUUAGGGAAGAGAGAGGUCCAUACAGUGAUCCCCAACAUCCUUAUUUUUAUGAGGACGAAGAUGUGUGGAUGGCGCCAGGCUUUAUAAACCAAUUCUAUGAAGUCCCUGAUUAUUGGAAAACAUAUGUGCAUGAAGUGGAUAAGGAAAGAGAAAUGUGGUUAAACUCCUUUUAUAAAGCUCCAUUGAGAUUGCCUAUGCCUGCUGAGCUUGAGUACUGGUGGGCACAAGAUGAUACUCCUGAAUUCGUUGUGGUUAACCCCAACCCCAAGGAUCAAGAGUCUAAUCCUGAAGAUCCAUCUGAUCUUGGGAGAACUGAAGAUCCCCUAAUCUUACACACACCAACUGGACGUUUAAUCAAUUAUGUUGAGGACAAGGAACACGGAGUCCGUUUAUUUUGGCAGCCAGAAGAUGGGGAAGUGGACCCUAAUAAGGUUGAGUUUCUACCCUAUGGUUUUGAUGAGUUUUAUGGAAGAGAGACUGGUGUGAAGAAGGAAGGUCCUUUGGCUCGUUUUAUGUCUGGAAUUGGAAACACUUUCAAGCCAAUUUUCGAUAAAGUAGAGAAAUGGGCUGAAGAGCAGAAACAAACUAGUGAGUUGGAAGUUGAGGUGAUUAAAAAAGAAAUGGAUCUGAUUGAUGCUGAAUUGUUUCUGGAAGAAGCUAUAGAGGACAUGGAGGAUGAACUGAAGCAGAGGGAAAAAGAAGAGGAAAAGGGGGAAAUGGCUUCAGAGGAGACAGAAGAUACUACACCAUCAGCUAAACAAGAUGGGAAGGUUUUAGUCGAAGAAGAGGAAGAGGAAGAUGAAGAUGAUGAAGAUGGUGACGAUGAUGAGGACGAUGAUGCUCCAUCGAGUUUUGGUUCUGCUAAUAUUGAUCAGGGCCCAAGUAAGAAUGACCCAAAGGGAAGCAAACCGAGGCCAUCUCCCUUUUCGGCAUCUUCAUUGUCAUUUGCUACUAGUAGCAUUGUUUCAGGAGUCCCAUCAAUGUUGCAACAAUCAUUUUUCUCAUGGAAGAAGAAUAGAUCAACCACUAAGGCAACUCUCCCAUCAUGCACUGACAAACCCGUUGCCUUGUCUCAGCGAGUGGAUUCAGUUAGGUUUCAUCAAGUGCUCGACACCAAAGAAAAGUUAACCCGAAAAAGCCAAGCCAUCGUACUUAGAGCAAAGAACCCCCCGAAUGGAAGAAUACGUCGGUUACAUUCCUUGAACUCACACCCUUCAGCUAAUAUGAAGCCGAAGAGAAAAACGGAACAGGAAAGGAGAAGAAGUGGGCUGCAACCAGAGAGUGAAUUAGACAAUAUAUUGUCUUUACACUCACCUGUUCCAUAUUUGGAGCAUCUCAAAGAAACUGAAUAUGGUAAGCCUUUAUCUAUGUCUCUCAUUGACAAUAUUAUAUGAGAACUUGUUAAUUUUGGAAGCUGUUCAAUUUUGUAAUGCUACCUUAUUUAUAGGCCCUCAGUCCAAAAAAUUAAAUGUAGUUCUGAUUUCCUUGAUUAUGGAUUCAAUUCAAAAUCCAUAAAAUGGAAAUGAUUUGAGUUUCUCAUUAUAUCAUUCUUCUUUUGUUAUGUUCAAGAACAAAAACAUAAAAUAAAUGUAACUUCUUUGUCUA